CGUCCGUCCCCGCAGCAGUAGUAGUAGCAGUCGGCUCAUAUCCGCGGUCCGGACGCGCACGAUGCGAUCGAAACACAUUGUAACGUCGGGCGCAAUGUCAUCCCGCGGUAAACGAAUCGAAUAAAAACCGACCGAAAUAACUGCGUUGCAAAUCCGACAUCGACGAGACGAUAUAAUUUUAAAUAUUGGUGUAUUAUAAUUUCAAAUCGUCACGCGAAACUUAAAUCUACCCGCGAUUGGCCCGCUAAAAAACAUUAUAAUAACGCAUUUAAAAAACCGUCGCGAAUUUCCCCGCUAUCGCCGCAGUAGCCGAGAUAUGCGCUUGGUGCGGAUGACGUCGGACCACAGCAAGAAGAGGCGUCGAGGCCCUUCGUCGGCGGACCAGCAAGGCGCGGCCACCGCCUCGUCGUCGUCGUCGUCGUGCUCGCCGCCGUCCGAAGAUUUGUGGUGGACCGAGGCGGCUGUCAACGAGGUGACUGCCGAGCACCCGGGCGAGCUGGUCCGCACCGGAUGUCCGUACAUGCUGUGCAGCGCCCUGCCCACGCAUUGGCGGUCUAACAAGACGCUGCCCGGCGCGUUCAAGGUGGUCAUAUUGUCCGAGGUGCCGGACGGCACGGCCGUCACGCUCAAAGCCGGAAACGACGAGAACUGUUCGGCCGAGCUGCGCAACUGUUCCGCCCUGGUCAAGAACCAAAUCGCCAAGUUCAACGACUUGAGGUUCGUCGGGCGCAGUGGACGAGGGAAAAGUUUCACUAUCACUAUUACAGUUUCAACAUGUCCACCUCAAGUAGCAACGUACAAUAAAGCAAUCAAAGUUACUGUGGACGGACCUCGAGAGCCACGAUCAAAAUCUCUACACCAAGGUCCCCCUCAUCAGUUUCGUGGAUUGGGCCUCGGACCGAGGCCCUUUAUGGAGAAUGCAUCGUUUUCUAAUCAUUUACGGGAGUUGGAUACAUAUCGUCGGGUAAAGACCGAAGAAUCACCCGUUCUCGAACAAUCGUAUCGGUCAACAAACAAUCAAGAUGAACAUUCAGACAUACCCGUUGGCGUAACUGAAUCGAGCAACUGGUGUAGCUAUUCGACGUCAUCGUAUUCACCUAGUGCCGCUCCACUCGGAGGAGCCGCAUAUAUUGCGUACCCCGACGCCACCGGACCUGCCGCCACCAUGGCAAUGGAAGCUCCCUCAGCCAUGUACGUAGGCAGUCAUCAGGAAGUCCAGCAAAACAAUCACAUGGCCGACUAUUGCGGUUCGCACCAACAACACCAACACCACCACCAACAACAACAACACGAGCACCACCACCACCACCAACAACAACAACAACAACACCACCAACAGGAACUCUUAAAACCGGUGCUCCAUCACCAGGACGCAGUGGAAACAGGCGUCGGCGGAAGCUAUUACCCGUCGUCCUGGCCGACCGCGGAACACCACCAUCACCAUCAUCCGUCGUCGUACCAUCACCACCAUCACCAUUCGGCCGCGGUCGCGUACCAGUACAACGGGGCAGUGGUCCCACCGCCACCGCCGCCGCCGCCGCCGCACCAUCCGGUGCAGAUGACUGCCGAACCGCCGCCCGUGCCACCACCCACCACGAUGGUGCUGUACCCGCACCUGUACUCGACGGUGAACCAGAACCAGAUACACCUGCACCUGCACGCGCCGUCGUCCGCGGCCGAACAACAAUUGCAGCAGUUGCACAUCAACAACAAUAACAACAACAACAACAAUAGCAUCAAGGACCCGUCCGCGGCCGACCACCAUCAUCAUCAGUACGUCGUGGACGACGUGGCUGCGUUGGCGGCGGUGGCGGCCACCGGCAAUCCGGCCGCACAGUUAGCGAUCAACGCGGCCGGCAGCGGAGGAGUGAACGCGCGCGGCAUCGAAAUCGGACUGUUACCGCCACCCCCCGCCGUACCGCUCGACGAACACCAUCAGGCGAGCGACAUCAUACCCAUCGGUGGCCGGUACAGUGACCGACAGCAACAGCAGCAACAGCACACCGACUUGGCCGUCUGGCGGCCCUACUGAUCAGCGGCGGCGGCGACGUCGUCAGUUAUUUUUAUUACUUCUACAGACGACUAUCGCGCAUAAAUCAGAUGCUAAGGAUUUAUAGCGUCGCAGGUCCUGUGUAGCUAUAAUAAUAAUUAAUAUUAUAUCGUUGACUGUAUGACUGUGUGUUUUCAUACCGUUUCAAGAAUGGUGGCGCUAAACUUAUUAAUAUUAUCAUUUUUUUUUUAUUAUUAUUAUUAUUAUUAUUAUUAUUUUUAUCAUCUAUAUUUUAAUGUCAACGGUUUAUUAUGGUGAGCGAGUGGAUAAACUCCCCCCCCCCACCUAUAAUGUAGAACGAAAUCGUAUUUUGUACGAUAUGCGUAAUGCGACUAUUUCGAAGACUACUUUUGAUCCCUAACGAGAUUGUUUGAAACAUUGAAAUAAACAUUAUCCGUACCUAUUCGAUUGCGCUGAAUUUCAAAAGUUUAUUCAUCGAGAUGUAUAGACCUUUUUUCGUAGAAUGCUAAACGAAACUUUUUUUUUAAUUGUGACAAAUCGCAUUGUAAUAAAUUAUUUCAAAAUUACCGUAAAAGACUUUUUCGUAAACUCGGAUUCUUGUUAAAAAAUGUUAUACUAGCCUGUAAUUGUCAUAUCGAUUCAAUAAGAAUUUUGAAAAAAAAAACAGUGUCACCGGGGAUGCAGUGAUGUAUUUAGAGCUAAAACAAAGACCACUCUGAAAUUAGUAUCAUUAUAUAAACCCGGAGACUUUUAAGUUGACUUAUUGUUUUCCAUAACCAAUGCUUUGGCUGUAUUGAGAAAUUUAAUUUUUGUCGCAAAAAUUCAAAAUCAAAUGAUUUGUGAAAUCAAUAUUAUUUAACUUGAAAUUUCAAACGAGGUAUAGCCGUAUAGGAAAAUCUCUUGUGGAAGUCUCCCACUACAGAACGUCGUACAUCCCUUCAGUGACAACUGCUGUGUAGAUCAUAAUGUUUACAUAACCUAACUAAUACUGUUGAACGCUCAAUAAAGAUCACGAACCAAUACACUACUAGCUGAUCAUGAUAUCGUAUUGUAAUAUGACGUAUUAUUGAUCACACGCGCGAUCACUGAAACGGUUUCGAAAUCAUUUGCCUUUUUCGUUCGUCUACAUUAAAGCGCGUCAAAAUAUUCCUCGGCACGCGCAUUCCGACGUAUCUCAUCGUUUUCUUUUCCUUGUAAUAUUAUAAUGUUGUAUUGUAUAUUUACUAUUAAUUUUAAUAUACGUUUUAUAUGUACGCGUGUCCCGCGAGUGUGUGUACU
Melanaphis sacchari is the source of this 3289-nucleotide messenger RNA. Its product is annotated as protein lozenge-like. Gene Ontology annotation, cellular component: nucleus. Bases 317 to 2032 code for a protein of 571 amino acids. The record is from RefSeq and is a predicted model, not a curated record. Gene Ontology annotation, biological process: regulation of DNA-templated transcription. Gene Ontology annotation, molecular function: ATP binding; DNA-binding transcription factor activity, RNA polymerase II-specific; RNA polymerase II cis-regulatory region sequence-specific DNA binding. The transcript has 5 exons. Lineage: Eukaryota; Metazoa; Arthropoda; Insecta; Hemiptera; Aphididae.